AUGCCUUUAGUCAAAGAUUAUACACCAGUUCCAUUAGCUAACACAGAUUUAUUCAAACCAUUAAAAGUGGGUAAUACCACAGUCGAGCAUCGUGUCGUCAUGGCACCAUUGACCAGAAUGAGGGCUCAUGCUCCCGGUCAUAUUCCAAAUAGGGAUUGGGCAGUUGAAUAUUAUGAUCAACGUUCUAAAAGGAAGGGAUCCAUGAUCAUCACUGAAGGUGUUUUUCCAUCGGCUCAAUCAAGUGGGUAUGAUAAUGCUCCUGGUAUUUGGACUCCUGAACAAAUUGAACAAUGGACUAAGAUAUUCAAGAAAAUUCACGAGAACGGGUCUUUCGUUUGGCCACAACUAUGGGUCCUUGGUAGACAAGCCUUCCCUGAUGCUAUGGCCAGAGAUGGGUUACGUUAUGAUUCCGCAUCUGAUGAUUUGUAUAUGGAUGAUGAAAUGAAGGAAAAAGCUAUUAAAUCUAACAAUCCACAACACGGUAUCACUAAGGAUGAAAUUAAACAAUAUGUUAAGGAUUAUGUUCAAGGUGCCAAGAAUGCUGUCGAAGCAGGCGCAGAUGGUGUGGAAAUUCAUAGCGCUAACAGUUACUUAUUAAACCAAUUCUUGGAUCCUAUUUCUAAUCAUAGAACUGACGAAUAUGGUGGUUCCAUUGAAAAUAGAGCUCGUUUCACUUUAGAGGUUGUUGACGCAUUGAUCGAGGCAGUUGGUCCUGAAAGAGUCGGUAUUAGGUUGUCUCCAUGGGGUAGAUACGGUGGUAUGUCUGGUAGUGCUGAUCCAACUUUACUAUCCCAGUUCUGUUAUGUCGUUGGUGAAUUAGAAAAGAGAGCUAAAGCUGGUAAACGUAUUGCCUUUAUUCACUUGGUUGAACCUCGUGUCACUGAUUUAUUCUCUGAUUCUACGGCAGUUCCAGAAGACGAUGGUACAAAUGAUUUCAUUUAUUCAAUCUGGAAGGGUGUGGUCAUUAGAGCUGGUAUGUUCCCAGCUCGUCCUGAGUCCAUUAAGGCAGCUGUCGCUAAUGAUCAAACCAUGAUUGGUGCCGGUAGAUAUUUCAUUUCAACCCCAGAUUUGGUCGAUCGUCUAGAAAAGGGUCAACCAUUGAAUAAGUACGAUAGAAGUACUUUCUAUAGUUUUACCAAAGAAGGUUAUACUGACUAUCCAACAUAUGAAGAAGCUGUCAAAUUGGAAAGCUCAACCUGA
Molecule: messenger RNA, 1200 nt
Organism: Naumovozyma dairenensis CBS 421
Lineage: Eukaryota; Fungi; Ascomycota; Saccharomycetes; Saccharomycetales; Saccharomycetaceae
Product: alkene reductase
Exons: 1
Coding region: 1-1200 (399 amino acids)
Molecular function (GO): NADPH dehydrogenase activity; FMN binding
Source: RefSeq, a predicted model, not a curated record